Molecule: messenger RNA, 3049 nt
Organism: Sorex fumeus (smoky shrew)
Lineage: Eukaryota; Metazoa; Chordata; Mammalia; Eulipotyphla; Soricidae
Gene: SKOR1
Product: SKI family transcriptional corepressor 1
Exons: 9
Coding region: 1-2817 (938 amino acids)
Biological process (GO): negative regulation of BMP signaling pathway; negative regulation of transcription by RNA polymerase II
Cellular component (GO): transcription regulator complex; nucleus
Molecular function (GO): DNA-binding transcription factor activity, RNA polymerase II-specific; RNA polymerase II cis-regulatory region sequence-specific DNA binding; SMAD binding
Source: RefSeq, a predicted model, not a curated record
AUGGCUUUGCUGUGUGGCCUUGGGAGCGGCGGCAUGGAGGCGCUCACCACUCAGCUGGGGCCGGGGCGUGAGGGAAGCUCUUCGCCCAACUCCAAACAGGAGCUGCAGCCCUACUCAGGCUCCAGCGCGCUCAAACCCAAUCAGGUGGGCGAGACGUCGCUGUACGGGGUACCGAUCGUGUCUCUGGUCAUCGACGGUCAGGAGCGCCUGUGCCUGGCGCAGAUCUCCAACACCCUCCUCAAGAACUACAGUUACAAUGAGAUCCACAACCGCCGCGUGGCCCUGGGCAUCACGUGCGUGCAGUGCACGCCGGUGCAGCUGGAGAUUCUACGUCGGGCAGGCGCCAUGCCCAUCUCCUCGCGCCGCUGUGGCAUGAUCACGAAGCGCGAGGCCGAGCGCCUGUGCAAGUCGUUCCUGGGCGAGCACAAGCCCCCCAAGCUGCCCGAGAACUUUGCCUUCGAUGUGGUGCACGAGUGCGCGUGGGGGUCGCGCGGCAGCUUCAUCCCGGCGCGCUACAACAGCUCGCGCGCCAAGUGCAUCAAGUGCGGCUACUGCAGCAUGUACUUCUCGCCCAACAAGUUCAUCUUCCACUCGCACCGCACGCCCGAGGCCAAGUACACGCAGCCCGACGCCGCCAACUUCAACUCGUGGCGCCGCCACCUCAAACUCAGCGACAAGUCGGCCACCGACGAACUGAGCCACGCCUGGGAGGACGUCAAGGCCAUGUUUAACGGUGGCACGCGCAAGAGGACCUUCUCUUUGCAGGGCGGCGGCGGCGCGGGCGGCACCAGCGGCAGCUCGGGCGCGCCGGGCAAGGGCGGCGCGGGCGGCGGCGGCGCGGGCGGCCCCGGGUGCGGCGCUGAGCUGGCCCCGGGCCCGCCGCCCCAUAAAAGCCUGCGCUGCGCCGAGGACGAGGCGGCCGGGCCUCCCGGGCCGCCGCCGCCGCAUCCACCGCGGGGACUCGGGCUGGCGGCCGGAGCCGGUGGCCCCGCGGGCCCGGGAGGGCCCGGCGGCGGCGCGGGCGUGCGCAGUUACCCGGUCAUCCCGGUGCCCAGCAAGGGCUUCGGCCUCCUGCAGAAGCUGCCGCCGCCGCUCUUCCCGCACCCCUACGGCUUCCCCACGGCCUUCGGCCUCUGCCCCAAGAAGGACGACCCGGUGCUGGGUGCGGGCGAGCCCAAGACCGGCCCGGGCACCGCUAGCGGCGCGGGCGCGGGCGCUGGCAGCGGCGCAGGCGGCCCCGGCGCGGGCCACUUGCCUCCGGGGGCCGGAGCCGGACCCGGCGGCGGCGCCAUGUUCUGGGGUCACCAGCCCUCCGGGGCAGCCAAAGACGCGGCCGCCGUGGCCGCCGCGGCCGCGGCCGCCACCGUGUACCCGACGUUCCCCAUGUUCUGGCCGGCGGCGGGCACCCUCCCCGUGCCGCCCUAUCCCGCCGCGCAGAGCCAAGCCAAGGCCGUGGCGGCGGCCGUGGCGGCGGCCGCGGCGGCAGCAGCGGCGGCGGCCGGGGGAGGAGGCCCCGAGGCCCUGGACGGCUCCGAGCCGGCCAAGGAGGGCGGCCUGGGCGCCGAGGAGCGCUGCCCGAGCGCGCUGUCCCGCGGGCCGCUGGACGAGGACGGCGGGGAGGAGGCGCUGCCGCCCGCCCUGGCCCCGCUGCCCCCGCCGCCGCCGCCGCCGCCUGCGCGCAAAGGCUCGUACGUGUCGGCCUUCAGGCCGGUGGUCAAGGACGCCGAGAGCAUCGCCAAGCUCUACGGGAGCGCGCGCGACGCCUACGGUGCGGGGCCUGCGCGCGGCCCGGGGCCUGGCGCGGGAGCCGGGGGCGGCUACGUGAGCCCGGACUUCCUGAGCGAGGGCAGCUCCAGCUACCACUCCGCCUCGCCCGACGUGGACACUGCCGACGAGCCCGAGGUGGACGUGGAGUCCAACCGCUUCCCCGACGAGGAGAGCGCCCAGGACGAGGCCGAGCCCGGCGCGCCCGGUCCGGCCGGCGGCGCGGACGGCGACCAGGCCGCAGGACCCCCGUCCGCCGCGUCGUCGGGCGUCGUGGACGGCCCCACGGACUCGCCCGACGGCGGCAGCCCUCGCCCCCGACGCCGCCCCGGGCUCGCCCCCGCCGGCCGUUCGGCCUUUGCGGAUCUGGCGGCCGACGACGUGGUGCGGAGACCAGAGAGGAGCCCGCCGAGCGGCUGCUACGAGCUGCGGGAGCCUUGCGGGCCUCUGGGGGGCUCCGCGCCGGCCAAGGUGUACGCGCCCGAGCGGGACGAGCACGUGAAGAGCGCGGCCACCGCGCUGGGGCCCGCGGUCUCCUACCUCUGCACCCCUGAGGCCCACGAGCCAGAUAAGGAAGACAAUCACUCGACCGCCGAUGAUUUGGAAACCAGGAAAUCCUACCCAGACCAAAGGAGUAUCUCGCAACCAAGCCCCGCAAAUACCGACCGAGGUGAAGAUGGGCUCACCCUGGAUGUCACAGGAACGCAGCUAGUGGAGAAAGAUAUCGAGAACCUGGCCAGAGAUGAAUUGCAAAAACUGCUCCUGGAGCAAAUGGAGCUCCGCAAGAAGCUGGAGCGGGAAUUUCAGAGUCUCAAAGAUAAUUUUCAGGAUCAAAUGAAGAGGGAAUUGGCUUAUCGAGAAGAAAUGGUACAACAGCUGCAAAUUGUCAGAGACACUCUGUGCAAUGAACUGGACCAGGAGAGGAAGGCGCGCUACGCCAUCCAGCAGAAGUUAAAAGAAGCCCACGACGCGCUGCAUCAUUUCUCCUGCAAGAUGCUGACGCCCCGCCACUGCACCGGCAGCUGCUCCUUCAAGCCCCCGCUGUUGCCCUAGAGCCGGCUCGGCCGAGCCCACGCGCCCUCAAGCCAUGCUGCUGUCUCGUUGUAAAUACCCGCGGCCGGGGCGGCCCCGAGCGAGCGAGCGAGCGAGGAACAAGCCAUUCGGACCCGACCCUGUACAGAGAGCCGCGCGCCGCGGGCGCCUCGGCCCGGCCCGCCCCUGCCCGCCCCCUGCCGGGCGCUCGGCCCUGGGCCCCGGUUUUCGUUUCCAAAUGUAAAUAGCACUU